UCCAGCGCAAAUCUGGGUCUCCUCUCCACUUUUACGCAGGCAGGUCAACAGAGUUAAAUCAGCGCAAAGCACUGACACCUGCCUCGCCUAAAGCAAAGCACAGAAGCAUGGGUUACUGCGCAGACUAAGCCAGAGCCCAAAUCCAGGAUUAAAAACCACAGAUCUUCAUCUCCCACUGGGCUCGACUGUACCUUUCUUUGACAAACUGCUUCUUAACAGGUCAUGGACAAUCAAAGAUUAACAGAGGACGGAAAUGACACGUUAUCUACUGAAGACUCAAACAUGGAAUUCAGCUUUGUUGAAAAUGUCACAGAAAGUAGCCAUACUGACUCUGAAGGGGACACAGUCAUCGCCACAGAGGAGCGCACACAACUCCCCAUGAUACAAAUAGACCAGAGGGACAUGGACAGUUUAGGACAACUUUUCGAGUGCUGCAUCCAGCAUGUGUCCUAUCUAGAGGUGCAGAGGGACGAGUUGAUACAGGAGCUCAUGCAACUGCAGGAACCCAUGCUGCGAGUUGUGGAGCACCUGAGGGGAAAGCUGCUAGACACACGGAGGCUGUUCACUCUGGCUCAGCUGGAUUAUCUCGCUGUUUAUGAGGAACUGCAGCAGGUGAAGAGGAAAAUGUUUGCCACAGCCAGACAUUGCAUCCAGAGCCAGGUGACACUGACUGCACAAGAGUAUGAGGUGGCUCAGUCUGCUGUUACACAGGAGGAGCUCAAGGCCCAUAUUCAAAGUCUGACCCAGGAGUUGUCUCAGCUCCGGGAGGCCCACCAGAACCAGCUCAACUCCUUGAGGGACCAGGCCAGAAAGCCCUACAGACCAAGAGCCAUGAGCGACAUCAGCCAGUGCCGGCAGGCUUCUGUCAGAUUACAGCGGCGGCUCAGCGGCAGCAUGAGGGUACUGGAGGGCUGGUAUGAGCCUCGGCUCAUGGCCCUGCUGAAGAGGAGGCAGAUUGUGGAGGAUGCCUUGAGAAUAAGCAGGGAGCAGGCGACAGACCUGAGGGCCAGCCUGGGGCCACUGAGAGAGAACAUACAGAGAAUGGAGGUGCAGAGGUCCUGUCUGGAGGAGAGGAUCAGCCUGAUGGAAAGGGAGAGGGAGGAGAGUAUUGCUCAACACAAGGAGACUGUGGAGAAACUAGAAGAGACUCUGAGAGAGUUACAAGAAGAAUUUGAAGUUCAAAGAAACUCUAAGAAAGAUUUGGAGGUGCUUAGGGAUGGCCUUUUAGCAGAGCUGACAUUUCUCAGGGGCUGUGAUGAACCCAGUGAAACCACUGCAGAGGAGGAUCCCUAACUUUCUAUUUUCAGUGGACACUCUUAAACCAGAAUCUCCACCAGACCAAAGUACAGCAUUGCAUGUAUAUUUAAUGUCAAAGAUAAAAUCUAAUAUAUGUUGCACAAUUCAAACCUGGUAUUCAUUCAUUUAAUUUCUCAUCAACUCAUAUUGCAUAAGAAAUUAACAUCUAACAUGCUGUGCCAAGAAACCGAGCAGACAGAUUUACUGUAAAUAUUUUAUUAUGAAUAUAUUUAAGUACACAAGAGUUCAGAUGCAGCACAGAAUAACAAACAAAAAAAUGCAGAGAAAAAGACAUACAAGAGACGCAACACACAAUCUGGAAAAGUCAUACUACGUGUAUCAAGCAAACCUAUGUUAUGUACAAUUUUAAUAAAAAUGGAUCUCGAUAGAAAUGUUUUGCAGAAAACUAAUUCCAGAGGAGAGAAAUAAAACCAUGAAAAUGCAAACCUGAAUGAUGAUGGACACAUCUUUGAUGGUUUCAUCACAUGUCAGAGUUGAGUACUGGAAGUUUGGAAAACUAAAAAGACCUAAAAAUCUGACGAUAGACUUGUUUUAAAUACUUCACAACAUGAUGACAGCUCAGCAAUUUAUUCUUUCAUGUUCUACAAAAAACACUGCUGCC
Messenger RNA from Thunnus maccoyii (southern bluefin tuna), 1918 nucleotides. RefSeq names its product syncoilin-like. The transcript has 5 exons. Bases 223 to 1293 code for a protein of 356 amino acids. Gene Ontology annotation, cellular component: intermediate filament. The record is from RefSeq and is a predicted model, not a curated record. Lineage: Eukaryota; Metazoa; Chordata; Actinopteri; Scombriformes; Scombridae.